Messenger RNA from Stegodyphus dumicola, 1981 nucleotides. RefSeq names its product glutathione S-transferase C-terminal domain-containing protein homolog. NCBI's taxonomy places the organism in Eukaryota, Metazoa, Arthropoda, Arachnida, Araneae, Eresidae. Gene Ontology annotation, cellular component: cytoplasm. The record is from RefSeq and is a predicted model, not a curated record.
UGGCUGCGCCCAUAUGUUUAUCGCGUAUACUGGUGUUUACGUUUUAUUAUUAUACAAAAUAAAGCUUCUAUUUGAACUAAAAGCUUUAUUUCUUCUUAGAAACGUCAUAUUGAAAAUGGGUUUGAGAGAUCGCUUUUAUUUGUCUGGUCGUUUUGAUGAGGCUGACAGUAAAAUUGAAAUUACUAUAGAAACCUACAUUUGCUUGUUUGUGUAUACUUAUUGCGAUUUAGACGUAGAGUUAUGCAUUGUAGAUGCUGAUGAUACAUACCAGUGUUUUGUACCGGUAUGUGCUUUAAAUAAUAUCAAAUAUGAGUAUAUCAAAACAAAACUAGCAGAGGAGCAAGAUUUUAACUUUGCAUUUCCUGCAAUCCAAACAGAGCAAGGAAAGACUGUUAUAGCUGGAUUGUGUGCUGUUUUAAGAUGGGCUAUAAAAGCUCAUAUUGCAGUUCAUCCAGAUCAUUAUUCAAAAGCUCUUCUGGGCUUCCGAGGUGGUUGUCUAGUAGCGUGUGCAGAAAGCUCUGUUUGGACAAAAUUUUGCGAAUUGCAAUUACCUAAUUCAGUAAGGGAAGUCUCAUCUCUCAUCAAGUGUGGGAAUGCACUUUCAUAUGUUCCAGAUAAUUUGGCACUUUUGGAAGCACAUUUAAAGCGACCUGUUAGAACACAUAAUAUUUUGAAAAGAAAAUUAGACAUUGCAAAAAAAGUAAAUAAUAGUUCUAAAGAAGACAAAAACAUUGCUGCAAAUAAAUCUGAACAACUGAAUUUUGUAAUAUAUGAUAAUAAUUCAACUCCUGUGCCAAGUGGUGACAUUUCUGAGAAACUUAAAAACCUUGUCAUUACUGAAAAAAGCCAAGACUUUUGUCUUGAUCAUUGUUAUUUAGAAGGAAUUGAUUUUACUUUAGCUGAUAUGAUUGUCUUUCCAUGUCUUCACUAUUUCUUGAAUACUCUUCCAUCCCAAAGCUGGAUUCAUUUGGCAAAUGUAAUUAAAUGGCAUGAAAGAAUGCUGUCUGAUACGUAUGUUAAACAAGCAGCAGAGAAAUGUGGUUUGUCCAUUACUGGUUGCAAAACUGAAUUAUCAAGUACUGGAGGUAUUAUAUUUCCUCAAAUAGACCAGACAAGUUUAUAUAAAAGGGAUCCUUCACAAAAUAAAAUAAAAUGUAAGCAUCAAAGUCCAGAUAGAAUAUUGUCUCUUUUGCAACAAGCUACCAUUAAUCCUAAAUAUAGCAGCAACUACUGCACAAAGUUGGAAUGGGAUAGUUUACCAGCUGAACUUCAUCCUGCUAAUGGUGAUCUACCAGAAAAACGAGUGUCAAGAAAGUGCCAACAAAUUGAAAGCAUAGUUACUGCUGUUCUGAAAGUGGCUCUGCCAACUCAAACUAUCGUUGAAUUUUGUGCAGGUGGAGGGCAUGUUGGAUUGCUUUUGGCUUAUUAUCUACCAAGUUGUAAGGUCAUUUUGAUUGAAAAUAAAGAAUCAUCAAUGCAGCGAGCAAAAUCAAGAGCUGAAGCGUUAAAUUUGAAAAAUAUAGCCUUUUUUCAGUGCAAUUUAGAUUAUUUCAAAGGAUCAUUCGAUAUGGGAGUAUCUUUGCAUGCUUGUGGAGUUGCCACUGACCUUGUCAUUCAGCAGUGUAUAAAGAACAAAGCAUCAUUUGUGUGCUGUCCUUGCUGUUAUGGUGGUGUUCAAAACACUCAUUUGCUCAGUUAUCCAUUAAGUAAAAAAUUUUGCAGCACAGGCUUAUCUUAUAAGGAUUACACACUUUUGGCACAUUUUGCAGAUCGCACUGAAGUUAAUACACCUACUGCUGAACAAGGUGAAUUAUGUAUGGGUUUAAUAGAUACUGAUCGUGCUUUAUAUGCAGAAGAAAGUGGUUAUAAAGCUGAACUUACAACUUUACAGCCCAUUACAUGCUCACCAAAGCAUAAUUUACUAAUUGGUAUAUCACCAUUAUGGACUAAACAUUUAAGUUAAUAAAAUUUUAAUUUUAUA